AUGGCUUCUGAUAUGGAUAAACAUGUCUUGCAGUGGCUUGAUGAUGGCAAUGAUGACUGUGUUGAUGAUCCUGACUUCUCUUGCAGUUCUAAAUCACAUGAUAGCAGUGCAUCUAACAUAAGUGACCAAGACAACAAUGAGGUUUCAUACGUCAGAGAUUCAACUAACAAUGUAGUGUUGUCAUCAAAGAUAGAUGCAAUGUUCAGACCUCGAAAGGCUAUGCCAAACGUGGUAAUUCCAGCUGUAUUAGCAAAAUUGGAUGGGAGUGCUUCAGAACUAGACGUCUUUGAGAAAAUAUUUACUCCCAGUCUUUUUAUAUUUAUCUCUCAGUGUAUGAGUCAGAGACUACAAAUGAUAAAGAAAACCACAAUUCAGAGCACAGACCCUGGAGAAAUUAGAGAUAGGUGCAAAGUGUUACUUUCUAAACUGUACUUGAAUUUCCCUGAGAAACCAGACACAGCUGGUAAGCUUUACUACCUAGAGUCAAUAGUCGCUUGUCUGAGAAACACUUUUCAGAAAGCCAAGUCGGAAAGUACAGCACAAAGCAUUGACAGGUCUAUGGUAAAGUUCAAAGGAAGGUCAGCCUUGAAACAAUACCUUCCUAUGAAGCCAGUGAAGCAUGGGAUAAAGAUAUGGAUGAGGAGUGAUUCUGUAACAGGCUACACAUGUGACUUCAACAUAUAUUGUGGAAAGGAUGCAAAUAAUUUGGAUGGCACAUUGGAUUUUUUUACAUCAAUUUGUUUGAUGGAUACCUUGCCAUUUGCAGCUGUUGGUACAUGUAUGGCUAACAGGAAAAAUGUGCCAAAGUUAACAAAGAAACUUGCUCGGAGGGAAUGUGAGUUCCUUUGCAAUUUGUCUGGUACGUUGUGGUGUAAAUGGCAGGACACCAUAGAAGUAAUGUUGGUCAGUAACUGUCAUUCUAAUGAUGUAUGUACAGUGAACAGAAAAGCAAAAGAUGGAUCUAAAUUGGUUGUAGAAUGUCUAGUGGCACUGAAAACUUAUAACGAGUAUAUGGGUGGCGUGGACUUGGCUGAUCAGAUGAGUACACUGUAUGAUUUAGACAGAAAAUCUGAUAAAUGGUGGAAGAAAGUGUUCUACAAACUGUUGCUAACUAUUGUUGUAAAUGCCUGGAUUUUACAAAAGGAAAUUCAACACAAGACAGUGCCACUAAAACAUUUUCUAGUGAACCUAGCAGAGCAGAUGAUUGCCAAGGGACAAAAGACUGCCAAGGUACAGCGGAAAUACUCAACUGGGCGUCCUUCUAAGAGAGCAAGAGAAACAUACGUGAAAGGUAGAUUACAGUGUACAGAAAUUAUAGUUGAGAAUGGAGAUAUAUUGGAGAGUAGACAAUCAAGAAUUUUUUAA
Molecule: messenger RNA, 1365 nt
Organism: Schistocerca cancellata (South American locust)
Lineage: Eukaryota; Metazoa; Arthropoda; Insecta; Orthoptera; Acrididae
Product: piggyBac transposable element-derived protein 4-like
Exons: 4
Coding region: 1-1365 (454 amino acids)
Source: RefSeq, a predicted model, not a curated record